Clavispora lusitaniae ATCC 42720 is the source of this 1230-nucleotide messenger RNA. It is a transcript of the gene gsk3, whose product is annotated as GSK family serine/threonine-protein kinase. The record is from RefSeq and is a predicted model, not a curated record. Gene Ontology annotation, molecular function: protein serine/threonine kinase activity; ATP binding; protein serine/threonine/tyrosine kinase activity. Gene Ontology annotation, biological process: protein phosphorylation; signal transduction. Gene Ontology annotation, cellular component: cytoplasm. Lineage: Eukaryota; Fungi; Ascomycota; Pichiomycetes; Serinales; Metschnikowiaceae.
AUGUCCAAAAUAGAUAUCAUAACUGAGUCCGUCCAAAAUGGCCACACAGGCGAGCCCGAGUCCAUCCUGUACACUCAAUCGCAGAUGGUGGGCCACGGCUCGUUUGGUGUUGUUUUCCAAACGCAGAUCUUACCCAGCAACGAGAUUGCCGCCGUCAAGAGAGUUCUCCAGGACAAGCGUUUCAAAAACAGAGAACUCCAGAUCAUGCGCGUUGUCCACCACCGCAACAUUGUCGACUUGAAGUACUAUUUCUACACCAACAACGAAAAGAACGAGCUCUACCUUAAUUUGAUCUUGGAGUUUGUUCCGGAAACAUUGUACAAGGCGUCGCAUUACUACGUGUCCAAGCGAUUGCUGAUGCCUGCUUUGGAAGUGAAGUUGUACACCUACCAAAUGUUCCGAGCCUUGAAUUACAUACACUCGCAAGGCAUCUGUCAUCGAGAUAUCAAGCCGCAAAACUUGUUGAUCAAUGCUGAAACUGGCGUGUUGAAGUUGUGCGAUUUUGGCUCGGCAAAACUCUUAAAUCCUGCCGAGCCCAAUGUCUCGUACAUCUGCUCCAGAUAUUACAGAGCGCCCGAAUUGAUCUUUGGCGCCACGAAUUACACUACAAAAAUCGACGUUUGGUCCGCAGGCUGUGUGAUGGCCGAGUUGAUUGUGGGGCAGCCGUUGUUCCCUGGAGAGUCAGGUGUGGACCAAUUGGUCGAAAUCAUCAAGAUCUUGGGCACACCAACCAGAGAACAAAUUAAGAGCAUGAAUCCAAACUACACCGAGUACAAGUUUCCGCAGAUCAAGCCUAUUCCCUUGUCGAAGAUUUUGAAGAAGACGUCCAACGACUGUAUUCUGUUUUUGGUGAAGGUGUUGGAGUACUCUCCUGUGGACAGAAUUUCGUGCGUCGAGGCCUUGUGUGAUCCAUACUUUGACGAGUUGAGGCAGGAGGCCACCAAACUUCCAAACUACCGAAAGUUGUUCAGCCAGCAGUUUUACAACGGAGCAUCGUCGCAUAACCCUCACCUGAACAAUGCCAAUUACCAGUUGUAUUCGAGCCAGCCCGAUUCGCGCGAGCUUCCCGAGUUGUUUGAUUUUGACGAUAGAGAAUUGUCUGUCGAGCCAAAAUUGAACAGCGCCAUGGUCCCUGACUUUGCAUUAAACCGCUUGAAAAUUACUCGAGGAACCUCCUUGAGUGACUUUGUGCCCAUGUCGCCUGAGGAGUUGCGGGUGACAUUAGAGUAG